UUGAUAGAUGUGGUAUCAGCAAAUUCUGGGGGAACUUGGAAGCUAAAGAAAGAACCAGGAGCUGACUUCGCCGCAAAAAAUCUGAAGGCCGAUUUAAGAACUGUAACUUGAGAUGAUGUCAUUGCAAAAUACACUUCUAGUUGAUCAUUUGCUGUUGCCAGGUGCAUCAACUCAGUUAGGGCUGUAUAGGUAUGGCCAGUGUCGAAGAGGUGUAGCUUUACUCGUCAAGGCAGAACAAGUACAUGAAGCUUCAAAGUCCCCUUGCUUAGAUGAACCAGGUAGGCGCCAACUGCUUGCGCUGGGAGCAACACUUACCCCUUGGCUAUUCUUGCCAUGCAAGACCUCAACAUCAUUUGCUGCAGAAACUAAGAAGGGAUUCAUCUCAGUCACAGACAAGAAGGAUGGAUACUCCUUCCUGUACCCCUUCGGGUGGCAGGAAGUCGUUAUUGAAGGACAAGACAAGGUUUUUAAAGAUGUUAUUGAACCACUUGAAAGUGUCAGCAUAAAUAUGAUUCCAACAGGAAAACAAGACAUUCGAGACUUAGGUUCUCCCCAAGAGGUUGCUGAAACCCUGAUAAGAAAGGUUUUGGUUCCCCCUUCCCAGAAGGCAAAGCUGAUUGAGGCAUCAGAGCAUGAUAUCGAGGGGAAGGCAUAUUAUACAUUUGAGUUCGUAGCAAAAGCACCAAACUUCAUUCGACAUGCUCUUACAUCUGUCUGUGUUGGCAAUGGGAAGUUCUAUACUUUGACAACCGGGGCCAAUGAGAGGAGGUGGGACAAAAUGAAAGACAGAUUGCACACUGUGGUGGACUCCUUUCAAAUUUUCAAUGUCUAAUGUGCCCCUGUAUCAUUUUUUCAUUUCAUGGAUUCAGCCCUUCUAUUCUCAUUCGAAAACAUGCUUUAAAAGCAUUUGGAUAGGAGGCUAUUCAAUUCAUGUAGAUGUGAGCAUUUUUUGUUUGAGAAAUGAAAACCAACUGUUUCAUGCCAAAAAUAGUUGCACUUCCCUGGCCUUUCAAUUGUUGAAACCUUUUGCACAGGGCUAAUUCUUCACUUGCUAUUUUCAUUUGGAUUUAAAAUC
Coffea eugenioides is the source of this 1075-nucleotide messenger RNA. RefSeq names its product psbP-like protein 1, chloroplastic. The transcript is spliced from 9 exons. Gene Ontology annotation, cellular component: photosystem II; extrinsic component of membrane; photosystem II oxygen evolving complex. The record is from RefSeq and is a predicted model, not a curated record. Lineage: Eukaryota; Viridiplantae; Streptophyta; Magnoliopsida; Gentianales; Rubiaceae. Bases 113 to 832 code for a protein of 239 amino acids. Gene Ontology annotation, biological process: photosynthesis. Gene Ontology annotation, molecular function: calcium ion binding.